Molecule: messenger RNA, 1448 nt
Organism: Psammomys obesus (fat sand rat)
Lineage: Eukaryota; Metazoa; Chordata; Mammalia; Rodentia; Muridae
Gene: Mrps5
Product: mitochondrial ribosomal protein S5
Exons: 12
Coding region: 38-1336 (432 amino acids)
Biological process (GO): translation
Cellular component (GO): ribosome
Molecular function (GO): structural constituent of ribosome; RNA binding
Source: RefSeq, a predicted model, not a curated record
UCCCAGAGACCGGCAGCGUCGCCGCUCCGGCUGCAGCAUGGCGGCGGCCGUGCGCGCGGCGGGCUGUCUCUCUGCCCUCUGUACCGUGCCGGCAGGUCAUUUCCUGUCUAGGCAGCUAUCUUUAAACACCUUUCCAGCAGCAGCUGCUUCCUUUUUGGCAGUGAAGACAGCUCUUAGCCACGGUUCUUUGUUACCAAGGGGAACAAGGCACAACCAUUGUCUGGCCAGCUUGAGCCAUGCACUGCAGUCACAGUGCUGUAUUUCCUGUCCCAGCAACUGGACAGGCCAGCAGUACAGACCCUACAGCUUCUUCACCAAAUUGACUGCAGAAGAACUCUGGAAAGGUGCGUUAGCAGAGACUGGCGCUGGAGCAAGAAAAGGCAGAGGCAAAAGAACAAAGAGAAAGAAGAAAAAGGAUUUGAACAGAGGCCAGAUCAUUGGUGAAGGGCGUUCUGGCUUUCUGUGGCCUGGUCUGAAUGUACCUCUUAUGCGAAGUGGAGUAGUCCAGAACAUUGGCCAAAGAAGCAAAGAAGAACAGGAGAAGGUGGAGGCCAACAUGGCCCAGCAGAGAGAGGAGUGGGACCGGAAGAGGAAGAUCAAAGUUAAACGGGAACGUGGUUGGAGUGGACACACAUGGGGCGGUGUCAGCAUUGGUCCCCCAGACCCGGGACCCAAUGGAGAAACAUAUGAAGACUUCGAUACCAGGGUUCUCGAGGUAAGAAACGUUUUCAAUAUGACAGCGAAAGAGGGAAGAAGGAAGUCGAUCCGUGUCCUGGUUGCUGUGGGGAACGGAAAUGGGGCUGCAGGUUUUGCUGUUGGGAAAGCUACUGAGCGGGCAGACGCCUUCAGAAAGGCAAAGAACAGAGCUAUUCAUUAUUUGCAUUAUAUAGAACGAUAUGAAGACCAUACAAUAUUCCAUGAUAUUUCAUUAAGAUUUAAAAGGACACAUAUCAGCAUGAAGAAACAACCCAGAGGUUAUGGCCUCCGCUGCCACAGGGCCAUUAUCACCAUUUGCCGUCUCAUUGGCAUCAAGGACAUGUAUGCGAAGGUCAGUGGGUCCAUGAACAUGAUGAACCUCACCCGGGGCGUCUUCCAUGGACUUAGCCGUCAGGAAACCCACCAACAUCUGGCGGAUAAGAAGAGUCUCCAUGUGGUGGAGUUCCGGGAGGAAUGUGGCCCUCUGCCUAUUGUAGUCGCCUCCCCACGGGGGCCCUUGAGUAAGGAGCCGGAGCCUGAGCCCGAGGUUCCCGACACCAAACUGGACUGGGAAGAAGUGAAGGCCAUGCAGGGGAUGAAGCACUCUGUGUGGUCUGACUUAAAGAGAUCCGCCACCUGAGCGCCCGCAGCCCGGGCCAGCCGGUGCCUGGAGGAGGCUGUCCCUCACCUUUUGUUUUCUUAAAGAAAUCUAACCGUUUUUCAAAUAAAUAAUUAUAGAUUUGGUUUGCUGA